This is a messenger RNA of Chelonia mydas (Green sea turtle), 891 nucleotides long. RefSeq names its product zinc finger protein with KRAB and SCAN domains 2-like. Bases 38 to 673 code for a protein of 211 amino acids. The record is from RefSeq and is a predicted model, not a curated record. NCBI's taxonomy places the organism in Eukaryota, Metazoa, Chordata, Testudines, Cheloniidae. The transcript has 2 exons.
GAGGGAAAGAGAGCGGGAGGCCGAACAGCUGGUGACCAUGCCUCCAUGUGCCAGGCAAUCCCCAAUAUGGAGCAAUGGCGAGGUGCUGGACCUCAUCAGUGUUUGGGGAGAGGAAGCUGUCCAGUCCCAGCUGCGCUCCAUCCGCAGGAAUUAUGAUAUCUUCAGGCAGAUAUCAAGGGCCAUGCUGGAAAGGGGCCAUGACCAGGACGCACUGCAGUGCAGGGUUAAAGUGAAGGAGCUGCGGAAUGCAAACAGCCACUCCGGUGCUGCUGCCGCGACCUGCAAUUUUUAUAAAGAGCUGGACGCAAUACUUGGGGGCGACCCCACCUCCAUGCCAAGUACCACCAUGAACACCUCAGAGGCCAGUGCAGCAAGGCAGGAGGAGCAGCAAAGCGGGAGCGAGGGUGCUCCGGAGGAGGAAGACACCCCGGAAUCCCUAGAUGCAUGCAGCCAGGAGCUGUUCUCAAGCCAGGAGGAAGGUAGCCAGUCACGGCGGCCAGUGCUUGGGGAAGGACAAACACCAGAGGAGGUUCCUGGUAAGCGGCUUUUAUUUUGGGAAGGAAGUUAUUCGGUGCGGGCUCUUGGGGCGAGGAGGGUUAGGGCUGCUCGCAUGCCUGGAUGUGGAAUAGGGCAUCGAUGUGCUCCCUCACAUCACAGUAAUUGGCCUCAGUGAUCUCUUCAGAGGUCUCAGCCAGAACUUGGACAAUGCACUUGUGCAGGUUUUUUGGGAGCGCCACCGUGGUCCUUGUCCCAGUAAGGCUAACUUGUCCGGGACACUGUGCCAUAAGGGGCGGGGGAACCAUUGCUGCACACAGACAAGCUACAUAUGGGCCAGGGUGGAAGACGCAUUGCAGUAGAAGACCCUCCCUUGCUUCCCUGGUCACCCCCAGC